AUGAGAUGCCGUGAGCUGAAGGUUGAGAUGAGUAGGAUCGAGUCCAAGGUUGAGAGGUGUUUUCUUGGAUUGAAGGAUGAAACAAAUCAUCCAGAGUUAAAAUUCAAGUUUAGGUUUCAGAAUCGAAGGGGUCGAGCCAAGUUGUACCCCUUGAUAUCGAAGUGCGGCUACAUAGGACGAUUGGAGAUUCAGCCUUUCAUCUCAAAUUCUGGCAAAGCUCUGAAGCUUGAAAACUUCCCAGGUGGGUCUGAAACAUUUGAAACAGUUCUUAAGUUCUGUUAUGGCCUCCUAGUAGACUUCAGCCCAGAUAACAUAGCUGCACUAAGAUGUGCAUCAGAGUUCCUAGAGAUGACCAAAGAACUAGAAGAUGGAAAUCUAAUUUCCAAGACUGAAGCUUUCCUCACCUUUGUUGUGCUUUCUUCAUGGAAAGACACUAUCACUGUUCUGAAAUCUUGUGAAAACCUAUCUCCAUGGGCUGAAAACCUCCAAAUUGUAAGAAGAUGUUGCGACUCCAUUGCGUGGAAGGCUUCUAAAGAUGAUCACACAAGUGAGGAUGCAGCGCCAAAUCAAGAAAGCUGGUGGUUCAAUGAUGUGGCCACCUUCCGCAUUGAUCAUUUUAUAAGAAUCAUUUCUGCAAUAAGGGCAAAAGGAACCAGAGCAGAGAUCAUCGGUAAGUGUAUCAUAGAAUAUGCCAAGAAAUGGCUGCCAGGAAUGGAUGUGGAGAUAGAAGGGCUAAGAGGAUAUGGGCAUGAAAAGUAUAACCUAUAG
Molecule: messenger RNA, 768 nt
Organism: Vigna angularis (adzuki bean)
Lineage: Eukaryota; Viridiplantae; Streptophyta; Magnoliopsida; Fabales; Fabaceae
Product: BTB/POZ domain-containing protein DOT3-like
Exons: 2
Coding region: 1-768 (255 amino acids)
Source: RefSeq, a predicted model, not a curated record